GGCCUGCUGCGGGGCACAGCUCAUCUCUGGAACAAACUGAAAAGGCAUCUUGGUGGGUGUUCGUCAGAACAGACACUAUGGGGGACGACGACUACUUUGCAAGCUACGUGUUCAACAUGUCCAACGCCAACAAGCAAGAGCACGAUAACUUCCUGGCGUUCCAGAAGCUCUUCCUGCCCUGCAUGUACGUGGCCGUGUUCCUCUGUGGCCUGGUGGGGAACUCGCUGGUGCUGGUCAUCUACAUCUUCUACCAGAAGCUGAAGAGCCUGACCGACAUGUUCCUGGUGAACCUGCCCCUGGCUGACCUGGUGUUUGUCUGCACCCUGCCCUUCUGGGCCUACGCUGGCGUGCACGAAUGGGUCUUCGGCAAGCUGAUGUGCCAAGUCCUGCUGGGCAUCUAUACUUUCAACUUCUACACGUCCAUGCUCAUCCUCGUCUGCAUCACCGUGGACCGCUUCAUGGCGGUGGUCCGGGCCACGAAGGCCUAUAACCAGAAGGCGAAGCGGAUGAGCUGGGGCAAGGCCAUCUGCGGGUCCAUCUGGGUGAUCUCCCUGCUGUUGGCCUUGCCACAGAUCAUCUAUGGCGAUGUCCGUGAGAACGACAAGCGGGUCUGUGGUCACAACGAGGAGAUUUCCACUGUGGUUCUCGCCACCCAGAUGACUCUGGGGUUCUUCUUGCCACUGCUCACCAUGAUUGUCUGCUACUCGGUCAUAAUCAAGACCCUGCUUCGUGCCCGAGGCUUUCAGAACCACAAGUCUCUCAAGAUCAUCUUCCUGGUGGUGGCUGUGUUCCUGCUGACCCAGACGCCUUUCACCCUGGUGAAGCUCGUGGGCAGCACGAGCUGGGUGUACCACACCAUGACCAGCUACCAUUACGCCCUCGCUGUGACGGAGGCCAUUGCCUACCUGCGGGCCUGCCUCAACCCUGUGCUCUAUGCUUUUGUUGGCCUGAAGUUUCGGAAGAACUUCUGGAAACUUGUGAAAGACCUUGGCUGCCUCCCUUGCGUGGGAGCCUCGAGCCAGCUGAAGUCUUCGGAGGACACUUCCAAGACGGGCUCCGCCUCCCAGCAAGUGGAGGGCACCAGCAUGUUCCAGCUGUAGGCCUUGGGGCUCAGAGAAGCUGCCCGGGAACUUCAG
Molecule: messenger RNA, 1136 nt
Organism: Eptesicus fuscus (big brown bat)
Lineage: Eukaryota; Metazoa; Chordata; Mammalia; Chiroptera; Vespertilionidae
Gene: CXCR6
Product: C-X-C motif chemokine receptor 6
Exons: 2
Coding region: 78-1100 (340 amino acids)
Biological process (GO): G protein-coupled receptor signaling pathway; immune response; inflammatory response
Cellular component (GO): membrane
Molecular function (GO): coreceptor activity; C-X-C chemokine receptor activity
Source: RefSeq, a predicted model, not a curated record